AAGAUUCAUCGAGAAAACUAAAAUGGCUCCGACGAAGAAAGGAAAGAAGACCAAAUCGGCGGCAGAAUCAACGACGGUCACAGAAUCUUCGAUCUUUCCGGCGUGUUUGCGUCUCCUUACACCUUCCUCCGUCGCCAUCACCAUCCAUGCGAAGCCAGGUUCCAAAGCCGCCUCCAUCACCGAUGUGAGCGACGAAGCGGUCGGCGUUCAAAUCGACGCUCCGGCUAGAGAUGGUGAAGCUAACGCUGCUCUUCUCGAGUUCAUUAGCUCUGUAUUGGGGGUGAAAAGAAGACAAGUCUCACUCGGUUCGGGAUCUAAGUCUCGAGAUAAAGUUGUGAUUGUUGAAGAUAUGACCCAACAAAGCGUUUUUCAAGCUUUGUCCCAAGCAUCAAAACCUACCUAAAGAUCCCCAAGCCUGUAACUAACUAUAUGGAGGAAACAAAACAUGAAAAGCUAAAUGCUUCAUGUUCACUUAAGGUACGAAUGGUUUGAAGAGUUUCAGGAUUUGUAACAGACUAACAGAGAUCAUUGGUUUGAUGAGUCUAUAUGCCAUGUAAGUUGACUAUUGCUUGUUAUAGAACUAUUGUGUUUAGUCUAGUCUCAAUUGAUUUGAAGUCAUAGAGUGAUUACUUUUACUAUGGGUUUAGGAUGGUUUUAUGUGUUUGUUAAUCCUUGGAGUAUUUAUUUUAAGUUUGGAUUUAUGAUGGUUUCUGUCUCUGUUGAUCCUUAUUUUGUCUUUGUAUUUUCUAAUCGUUUUUGACUUUGGGAAAAUGGAAUAAAGAGAAUAAACAAUGAUGGGCCAAAA
Messenger RNA from Arabidopsis lyrata subsp. lyrata, 805 nucleotides. RefSeq names its product UPF0235 protein C15orf40. The transcript has 3 exons. NCBI's taxonomy places the organism in Eukaryota, Viridiplantae, Streptophyta, Magnoliopsida, Brassicales, Brassicaceae. The record is from RefSeq and is a predicted model, not a curated record. Bases 23 to 403 code for a protein of 126 amino acids.